This is a messenger RNA of Synchytrium microbalum, 885 nucleotides long. RefSeq lists its product as uncharacterized. NCBI's taxonomy places the organism in Eukaryota, Fungi, Chytridiomycota, Chytridiomycetes, Synchytriales, Synchytriaceae. The record is from RefSeq and is a predicted model, not a curated record. The transcript has 7 exons. The coding region runs from base 1 to 885 and encodes 294 amino acids.
AUGCUCAAAUGGAGCGAUCUAUUGCAAGCUCGGCAUCCUCAGAUCCCUCAUACGAGUCAGUUUCUCCCAGUAUCAACCACCAAAUCUCCACUUUUACCUUCACCAAUUCCAACGUUGGUGCUUUUGGUCAAUGCGCUGAAAGGAUCUCAGCUUGAAUCAGAUCUGUUUCUAUUCUCACGCACAUAUUACAAGAACUCUAGUCAGCAUCGCUCUGGAUUGCAUUGGAAGAAGUACCAACAGGUCAGGAGGGUACUGGCUCGAUUCGGUGAAGUGAAUUUAAAGGAUUUGGUCCAAGAGAUUGUGGUGUUGAUGCAACCAGACAAGCUACGACGUAAAGGUGGAGAGUACACCAGUAUUCCAAAUUAUGUCGGUCGAAUACAAGAUACCUUGAUAGAAUGCUACAAUGCCUUUCGAGCAUUAACUCGACAAACGCUAUUCAUGGCCACAUCAGUCACUAUGAUGGGUCUUACAUCACGUCUGCAUAUCCUUUUUCGGCAUAUAUCUUUACAUAUUGAGCAAUGCUAUACAGCUCUUCGGCCGUUUCUUGAUUUCGCUCACAAGACAGAAAUCGUUGUAGAUAACGUGCCGCUAUAUUUGAGUCGUGUCGCUGCCAAUAAUGAACAGUUUGGACUGCAAGUGCAUGAUGAACAACCAAGUGGACAGACUGCGAUAGAAGACGCUGAUGAACAACCCUCAACGUCGAGCACAGCACCCGAAACUACGAUUACAGAAAGUGCAUUGUCAGACUCCUUCUUUUCUGUGCCAACUUCAAUGGAAAUGGACAAGGACGCAGAGCAACGGAUAACAACUCCCAUAAUCAAAAAGAAAUCAAAGAAAAAGGCCAAGAAGACAGAGAUCAAUGAGAUUGAUGAUAUAUUCGGCUGA